Cuscuta epithymum is the source of this 3545-nucleotide messenger RNA. The record is from the annotation of a GenBank genome assembly. NCBI's taxonomy places the organism in Eukaryota, Viridiplantae, Streptophyta, Magnoliopsida, Solanales, Convolvulaceae.
CGAACUCGAACAUGCUGCAAUUAAUGAGCGAACUAAUCAAGUUUCCCUUUUCCAAUCAAGUUGAAUUGCUUCUUUCCUUUUCGGGUUAAGUUUCCUUUCGAUCUCUCUUACCUAUCUCUAUAUAUAAAUACAUUGUGUCCUUUAAAUUAAUUAUUCUUCAAAAUUAAGGAAAUUGAGUCUUUCUACGGAGUAUUAUGCAUCGAUCGUCAUAUACUUUCUGGAACGUGACAUUUUGAUCAAUGAAUUGAUUUUUGAGAUUCUGACUCGAUCAACUCUAACAGCGAUAGAUAAAUGUAAGGCUGUGAGUAAGGAGAUUAAGGAUCUCAUUGAAGAUUCAUGGUUCUCCAAACUAUCAAAGACUUCCGCUACGUGCAGUGCAUACAUUCGGGAUUCGGAUCCUUUGCCAUAAGGUAGAGUGCCUUGCCGCAUAGGAUGGCAGGGAGGGGACGAGAACGAUCUGGAGAUCGGGGAAGGGGUGGAGCCCAAGAUCUUUGACUGUCAAAUUUCCGAUCAAACGGCCCGGAAGAACCGGGCACCCUACCUUGCUUUAAAGCAAGGCAGAGGCCCCGGAUCCCAUACAUUCGUGCCCGUUGACCCGUCAAUAAGUCCGAAUAUGUCUCUUGAAUCCUUGAAAGACCUACGGAUCUUGGUGUCUUUUAAUUAUGGACUUUUGUGUUGUAGAAGGUACGACGGGCAGAGGCAGGGCUUUGAACCAACUGUUGCUUUGAUCGUCCUUCCCUUACAUUACAAAGUCAUCAGAUUUGCAUCUAGUCGUCGUCAUCUUGAACCACGACUGUCACCAAAGCCGAUUUCUGUCCUUCCUGACCAGUCGCCCGCUGGAAAAAUGAAAAUGGAGUCUUGGGUUCCUCUUUUCAAUAUUUUCUUGAACUCGACAUGCCCAGAAACCGACGCCUCUCUGUGGCUCCAACAAUCUUUCAAGCUCGCGUCUCCAUCCAUAUCAACAACUUCUUUCAUUUCACUACUUACAAGGAAUAUUGACGUCAAUAUCGUAGACCCUCCAUCUCCAUCAAACCACACAAAAAGUGUUAUGUGGAUAAGGACGCUGCCCGAUGCAGUUCAAGCUCGCAUACUGUCGUUUCUUUCAUAUGAGAGCGGAAAGUUCCGUAAAAGAGACCUGUGUAGUCUGGCUGAGAAGACUUUGCGUGACGGAUUGGAGCUUGAUUUCUGGGUAAAGAGCGCUGCACAGCAGCUGCUUGAUGUUGUGUCUGACUCAAAAUGUGAGCGGGCUUCUUGCUCAGAAUUGGAGGAUGAAUUUGGAUCUUUGCCGGCUUGGCUUAAAGAUGUUGCUGGUAAGAGUGAUAAGGUUCUUCCAUGGCUGCCAAUAUCCCGGAAUGAACUCAUUUCAAGAAUGCAAUUCAGUAGUUCCAGUGAAAAUGAUGAUUUGGUUGUUGAAAUUGAAGAGGACAAAGAAGAUAAUUUAGAUGAAGUAAUGGAAGAAGGCAGCGUCAGCUCUUCUGAAGAUGAUGCUUCUUUAGAUCCCGGAGUGGAAAAAAUGGCAGCUUGCCUGAAACUCAAGAUACUAAACUCUGAAUCUACAUUUCAUACAAUAGAAAUGGCCAGGGAAAUACAACGGCUUACCAAAGGAGGAGGGAAUGAUGCUUUGGCGAUUUUAAGCUUGAUUGAACCCUGGAAGGCAGAUGAUGAGACAGUCUCUAUUCUAAUUUCCCACCUGGUGGGUGAAAAGGAAGAUGAGCAUGUUUGGUCGAGUUUUAUUCUCUGCUCAUUUGUUCUCCCCAAACUUUUAGAGCUCCACGAACCUGCAUCUCGAGUGCUGAUAACAGCAAUUGUGGAAUACUGCAAGGUUUAUCAGAAAGCGGCGGAGUAUGCUCUGUUGCUUCCAUUGAUGCUAAAAAAUGGAGGCAUAAACAAUCCGAUUUGUGAUGUUAUUACUAGGAUCGUGAAGGAAUGUCUGCACCCUGGUCAGGCUUCAUCCCUCUGUCAGAGACUCAUAUGUGAACAGGAAGUUGACCCUAAGUUAAUUUGCCUUCCGUGUCACCAAUGUUUGAUUGGCAGUGAAAUGGUAUGGACAGAAUCAUUAUUUGUUUUGAUGCAAAAUAUUCUAAACCAUGACAUUCCUUUGACUCAAGACUCGGUUGACCGAUUGGUUUAUUGCGCUUGCGAGUGUGCCCGAAAGUUCUCCAAGUCUUUGAAGUUCUGCAACUUUUUGUUAUGUUUGGUAAACAAGUGUGGACCUCUGUUAAAGACACAGAAAGUAGCUUUGAUGGAUGCUGUUUCACAUACCAGCACACUUGUAACAAAAUCAAUACUAUCAAAGUUAUCUUCCUUGUGAAUGAUGAUGCUUUUCAAACCAUGUAUAACUAUUGGACUUCCCUUCUCAUCCUUUCUCCAAGAACGGUAUGAUGUCGGGCUGUUUAAUCUAAGAUCACACCGUUGAGAGUUUUCCCGAUCUCACACUUUAACCCCAGUACCCCACCAUAACUGUAUGGUCUCAGGCCAGAUGAAUAAAAGGGAUAAAUAAUGACAAAAGAUAAGGUCUACGCCUUCUAUUGAUAUUGCUAUCACUGUUCAAAGUUGCUGUCAUCUUUUUUGUUUAUUACAGACACACAUAUAUAUCUACCCUGUUAGAUUCAUUAACAAAACAUCUUUUUGGUAAUGUGUCUCUCUCUAAGUGUGCAUGUGCAUGUUUGUUAGCCCAAGAACACAAAUAGGAAUGAUAACAAGAUCCGCAAGGAAUAUAAGAGAUCACGUUAGUUAGCUCUACAAGCCAUUUGGAUGGGCCUUCCUUUGUGCCCCCCCCCCCCCCCCCCCAUGGGCAUUGUUGGCCAAUACAGCAACACAAGUCAUCCACUUCUAUUGUCAUAUAGCAUAGCGGAGUAACAACUUGAAGUUCAAUUACUCGCUCACUCUCUUAUACUUGUCCCUUAUCCCCAUCAUAUUUCUCUGGACUAGCUUGCAGAUGAGAAUAGUUUCUACUUUCAAUUUGUAUCUAAAGCUUUCUGAAACAUAAGGAAAAACCUUCCAUCUUGCUUUGCAGAGACUGAGAGACCUAAUAAACUACCAACUUCACCUCAUAAGAAAAGUAUGAGGCUGAUUGACAUAGCAUAAGGGUUUUAGGCUUCUAGAGAAGGCAACUACUUUCAAGCAAGGACUUUCUCACAUGGGAUAGCUUGAAUUUAGCCAGUUCUAUUUUCAGAAAUCCAGAUCUGUGUCCAACACAUUAUGUGGCACACCCUUCUGGAUUAAGGGUUCCUUACCAGUUACCAAUUCUAUACACACAAACAAGUUACAUUAUAUUACCCAUAGGCCAUAGCUAAUUUCAGGAAUUCACUUCCUUCGCCUUCAAAGCCAUACCACUACAAUCUUAUUGAACCACAAAAAUCAAAUCCGAAAUGAAAACGAAUGCAUGCUAAAAAAUGGACAAAGAUUACAUUAAUAAUCACAUAAACACUAAAAACGUCCUGCCUUCUUAGGGAUCAAUGGAAGUAUUGGCUUUCAUAUUGAUUAAUGAAAUCCGAAAAUGAAAACGGAUGGGUGCUAAAAAAUGGACAAAGAUUACAUUAAUU